Plasmodium yoelii is the source of this 1551-nucleotide messenger RNA. RefSeq names its product nucleolar preribosomal GTPase, putative. Gene Ontology annotation, cellular component: nucleolus. Bases 1 to 1551 code for a protein of 516 amino acids. NCBI's taxonomy places the organism in Eukaryota, Apicomplexa, Aconoidasida, Haemosporida, Plasmodiidae. The record is from RefSeq and is a predicted model, not a curated record. The transcript has a single exon.
AUGGUUAAACUGAAAAAAAUAAGUAAAAGGCGAACGCUGAAACAAAAAUAUUCAAUUGAAAAAAAAGUUGCUGCACAUAAAAAGAAAUUAAAAAAGAUCGUAAAAAAAACAAAUAUUCAUAAUCGUAGGAAUAAAAAAAAAGCUUUAAAAAUAUCAGAUUGUAUAUUUAAAGAAAGCAUAUUAAAUAAUAUAAAAAUUGCAGCAUUAAGUAAAAAAAAAAAAAACAAACAUGAAGAUGAUAUAUGUAAAGAAAUUAACAUCGAAACCCUUGAUGAUUCAACAAUAAAUAACAUCAAAUAUGAACUAAAUAUCUCAUCAGAACAAAAUCAGAAUGUUCCUUCCAUUGAUAUACAAAAUGAUACGUAUACUUUUCAGGAAUAUAUAAAUUCAAAUUAUGGAAUAAAAAUGAAGCUAUUUGAAAAUGCAAAAAAAGAAUAUUAUUCUAAACUUAAUGAAAAAUAUAUAUAUAUUGAUAAUUUAUUAGAAGUAAUAAAAAAUACUGACAUCAUUUUUUACCUAGUUGAUGUAAGAAAUCCAUUAAUAUAUUUAGAUAAAGAUAUUAUUGAUUUUAUAAAAAUGUGUAAAAAAGAAAUUAUUAUUGUUUUAAAUAAAUGUGAUUUAGUAGAUAAAGAAAUAACAAAACAGUGGUUAGUAUAUUUUAGAAAUUAUUAUAUAACUAUUCCAUUUAUUUCUCGUAUAAAAAAUAAUCCUCAAUAUUUACAAAACCAACAAAAUAAGAAAAAUAAUCAAAAUAACCCAAAUAAAACUGAUACUAGUGCAGAAAAUUUUUAUCAAAAUAAUACCAAUUAUUAUAUAAAACACGUCUUGAAAAAUAUCAUAAAUUCAAAUGUCAUAAAUUCAAAUGUCAAAAUUACUUAUGGGGUUGUUGGAUGUAUAUAUACAGGCAGACGAAGCUUUAUUAAAUCAAUACUCAAUGAGUUCAAUUUUAUAGAUUCUAAUAAUAAACAAAUUAAUAUUAAUGUUGAUAGUAAUAUUAAUAUAUAUACUAACUGUGGAUUAAUUUUAAAACAUAAUUUAGAAGGUAUUGAAUUAAUUAAAAAAUUACAUUCCCUUAAUAAUAAAGAAAAAUUACAUUUUUUAAGUGAAUUUUUAUUAAAUUUAAGUGGAAAAAAUUUUAGGAAUUUUUUUAUUUUAUUAAAUGAAAAUAAAAAUGGUUAUGAUUAUCAAAAUAUUUUUUCAAAUGAUAUGGAUAAAGCACACAAAAAAGAAAUAAAAAAACAUAUCAUAUCUCAACUUUUUUUAAUAGAUAUAGCUAAACCAUUAGUAAAUAAUAAUAUUAAUUAUAAAAGUGUUACAAACGUUUUUAAUAAAUUAUUUUUAAAUAAAAUACCAUAUUAUGUAAUACCCAAAUCACAAAUAAUUCCAUCCCAUAAUAAUUCCACAAAUUCUACAAAUUUGAUACUCGAACGAUUUCCUAAUAUCACACAAGAAGAUAUAUAUUCAAAAGUUGAUAAUUUAAUUUUUUCAAAAAAAGAUAAAUUUAAUACUUUUAUUAUUAUAAAAAGUGACAAAUUUAAUUUCUAUAUUUGA